Messenger RNA from Cladocopium goreaui, 537 nucleotides. Lineage: Eukaryota; Dinophyceae; Suessiales; Symbiodiniaceae. The record is from the annotation of a GenBank genome assembly.
AUGCUCGAGCUGGGCACCUCUUAUGCCUCGAGUUGGUUGGGCGCCUCUCAUGCCUCGAGUUGGGGACCUUUGAUGCUUCGAGUUUGGCACCUCUCAUGCUUCGACUUGGGCACCUUUGAAGCCUCGAGCUGGGCACCCACCUUUGAUGCCUCGAGUUGGGCACCUCUCAUGGCUCGAGUUGGUCACCUGUCAUGUUUUGAGUUGGGCGCGUUUGAUGCCUCGAGUUGGGCACCUCUCAUGCCUGGAGUUGGGCAUCUAGCAUGCCUCGAGUUGGGUUCCCUUGAUGCAUCGAGUUGGACACCUCUGAUGCCUGGAGUUGGUUUCCUGCCCGCAGUUGGGCACCUGAUGCAUCAAUCUAUACUUCUUUUUAGCCUUGAGUUGGGCACCUCUGAUGCCUCUGGAGUUGCUUUCCUCUCCAGUCUAACCAGUGUCACCACCCGGUCUGCCCAGCGCCUUGCCGCUCCAGCUGUCACCGCACCUUCAUACCGGAGGAUCAAGGAGCCUUCCGAAAAGCUUGCAGCACUGACGCUGCACUGA